AUGCCUACUUCAGAUGCUAUCAAUGAACGCGAAGCAAUGCUACGGGAAAAAAUUAAAAAAUUCCUUCGCUGUGAUGCAUUUAAGAAGUAUCCGCUUGGAACUAAUAAUGAUAGUGCUGUUCAGUACGAUAUUGUCAAUACUCAUUUUGUUGCUGAAUCAAUUACAGAUAAUCCUGAUGACUGGAAAUUGGCGUUUGCGAAUAUUUGCAGCUAUGUGAAACCCGGUGGUAAACUCGUAAUGGCUGCAAUGAAACAUUCCAAUGCUUGGAAAAAUGGUGAACAGAAAUUUCCAGCAACAUACAUUACCGAACACGAUCUUGUUGAGCGUCUUAUUGAAAAUGGUUUUCGGUAUGAGGAUAUAAUUAUGGAAACAUUUCCUGCUGAUCAAGAAGACUAUAAGGAAGUUAUAUUCUGCUGCGGUAUCAAAAAUUUAUAA
Messenger RNA from Rotaria sordida, 435 nucleotides. NCBI's taxonomy places the organism in Eukaryota, Metazoa, Rotifera, Eurotatoria, Philodinida, Philodinidae. The record is from the annotation of a GenBank genome assembly.